This is a messenger RNA of Rhagoletis pomonella (apple maggot), 576 nucleotides long. Its product is annotated as 52 kDa repressor of the inhibitor of the protein kinase-like. The record is from RefSeq and is a predicted model, not a curated record. Gene Ontology annotation, molecular function: sequence-specific DNA binding. The transcript is spliced from 2 exons. The coding region runs from base 138 to 554 and encodes 138 amino acids. NCBI's taxonomy places the organism in Eukaryota, Metazoa, Arthropoda, Insecta, Diptera, Tephritidae.
GAAUCAGCUGUUUGUAUGACGUCACACUGGUGCAAUUGUUGAUUUUGAACUUAACAAUUUAUUUGUGUGUUAUUUCUGCGAGAUUUUAAGCAAUUCAAAGUGAUUAUUUAAACUUUAUAAACUUAUACUAAGGCAAAAUGAAGUGUGCAGUGGCAAAUUGUGAUAGUGAAAACUAUAGGCAAGCGUGCGAUAUAAGCUUUUUUUCGUUUCCUACGGACGAAGCUCUCGCCAGAAAGUGGAUGCAGUUUUGCCGGCGAGGAAGUGCAUUAUUGAAUCCCAAAUCGAGCUACGUGUGCAUGAAGCACUUUUCUAGUGAAGAUAUAGAAAACAAUCGACAGUUCGAAAUGGGAUUUGCAAAAAAACGCCUUUUAAAGCGUGGUGCUGUGCCCAGCAUUUACCCAGAGGAUGGGGAAACCUCCCAGCGUGCCGAAAGUAUUCAGCGCGAGGAGUACAAACAAAUUGUCAGCGAGUUACUUCAGCAGAGUGAACCUGUCGCAGUCAAUGAAGGUAACAAUUUGAUUUUAAAGAAAGUUUCGACUUAUAUUUGCAAAUAAGUUGUUAUAGCCGAGGCGAAUA